This is a messenger RNA of Lathyrus oleraceus (garden pea), 1482 nucleotides long. RefSeq names its product branched-chain-amino-acid aminotransferase 6. NCBI's taxonomy places the organism in Eukaryota, Viridiplantae, Streptophyta, Magnoliopsida, Fabales, Fabaceae. Gene Ontology annotation, molecular function: branched-chain-amino-acid:2-oxoglutarate transaminase activity. Bases 39 to 1250 code for a protein of 403 amino acids. The record is from RefSeq and is a predicted model, not a curated record. The transcript is spliced from 10 exons. Gene Ontology annotation, biological process: branched-chain amino acid metabolic process.
CAUUUUCAAAUAAUUAUAUUAUAAAAAAGCUUGUUGAGAUGCCUUUUCCGUUCAGAUCCUCAAUAUCAUUUUGUAGAUCUUUAUUUCAUUUCUCUUUUCUAACUCAAUAUCAAGUUCCGUACAGAAUUAGUAGCAGUUUUCACACCAAAACAAGAACUACCCCAUUUCUCUUAUCCAUGGCUCCGCCUUCUAUCUUAAGGGACGGUGAAAAUGGUUCUGAAAGUGGUUUAGGUGAAAGUCAUGGUGAUAUCAAUUGGGAAGGACUUGGAUUUAGUUUAACACCAACAGAUUACAUGCAUGUCAUGAAAUGUUCAAAAGGAGGAAAGUUUUCACAAGGGUCAAUCGUUCGCUAUGGAAACAUUGAGAUUAGUCCGGCGGCGGGUAUAUUGAACUACGGACAGGGAAUCUUUGAGGGACUAAAGGCAUAUAGGACUCAAGAUGGGCGUAUUCUUCUAUUUCGACCUGAAGAGAAUGCUCUACGGAUGAAGAUAGGGGCUGAGAGGUUGUGUAUGCCAUCGCCAUCGGUUGAGCAGUUUGUUGAUGCUGUUAAGCAAACAGUUAUUGCCAAUAAACGUUGGAUACCUCCUACAGGGAAAGGGACGCUUUAUCUUAGGCCAUUGCUGAUGGGAACAGGAGCUGCAUUAGGCGUGGCUCCGUCACCUGAGUACACAUUUCUCAUUUAUUGCUCUCCUGUGGGAAACUACCACACGGGUGGAGCACUAAACUUAAAAGUUGAGGAUAAAUUGUAUCGAUCAAUAGCUGGUAAUGGUGGAACAGGAGGAAUCAAGAGUGUUACCAAUUAUGCCCCGGUAUAUGCUUCAACAACUAAAGCAAAAGCCAAUGGAUUCUCUGAUGUCUUGUUCUUGGACUCAGCAACUGGAAAAAAUAUUGAGGAGGCAACUGCAUGCAAUAUAUUUGUUGUGAAGGAAAAUGUUAUCUCAACUCCGGCAAUAGAUGGAACCAUUCUACCUGGGAUCACACGAAAAACCAUCAUAGAUAUUGCCAUGGAUUUGGGUUAUAAGGUUGUGGAACGUUCAAUAUCAGUGGAGGAAAUGAUCAGUGCUGAUGAAGUGUUCUGCACAGGAACUGCAGUGGUUGUUACCUCUGUUGCAUCUGUAACAUAUAAGGAGACAAGAGCUGAAUAUAAAACAGGAGCAGAAACAUUGUCUGAAAAGCUACGAGGAAUACUGGUCGGAAUACAAACAGGGGGUGUCGAGGACAAAAAGUCAUGGACAGUUCAAGUAGAAUGAGCAUUGGCGUCGCCUCUGUUAAAUGAUAAUUACUUGUCAUUGUUAGUUUCUUCUUAAUCAUCAUCAAUGGUAUGUUUGGAUUUCAGUUGCAAAAGUACAGGUAAAUGGUUGGGUAGUCCAGAGAUAUGUUUAGUGGAGAAAAGGAACUCUGUUCAUGCUCUAUGUCCAAAUUUCCAUUGUAGCAAAACUUAUAGCACCAAGUUAUUGAAUGCAACUUGCAUUUGAAUCUGCA